AUGUCAAUUGUCGAACCAGAAGUUGCCGAGUCCACCGGAGGUGAUGCUCCCCAAACUUCAGUAAAAUCACCCGAACCUUCAUAUCAACAACUGUCACAGGCCCAAGGAAAGUAUAAACGAAACUAUCGGGCUUGUUUGAAUUGUCGUCUUCGUAAAGUCAAGUGUGAUUUAGGACCAGUUGAUAACCCCCACGAUGGGAAAUGUGCACGUUGUCUUCGAGAAAGAAAGGACUGUGUAUUUGUUGAAAGCAAACGAGGUGGUACUACAAAUGUGGUCAAUGGGAAACGCAAAAGGCAACGAGCAUCGAGUAGGGCGAUGAGUAGACUGGAAACUCAAUCUCCGGAUUCUAAUAAUGUUUCUUCAACUACAUCAACCAUAGCGUCACAAAAUGAUAAUACAAAUGUACCUUUGAUUAACAUGUCAAUUAACAAUAUAAUGCAAAAAUUACCUGGUGUAGAGAGUAUUCUACCGAAAGACAAUACCAAAAAUCCUCCACAUUCUGCUUUUUCAAAUCCGUCAACUUCUUCUCCUUCAUCAUCAUUAUCAUCAAUGCCAAUGGGACAACCACCACAGUUACCGCCAAUAUCUAAUAAACCCUCGAUCCAGAAUCAACUGUUACUGGCAAACUCAAAGUCUUUAUCGAACGAAUUUGCAACGAUGGAAAGUGCUUUGGUAUUUUUAGCCAACGCUGCAGGAGAGAUUGCUAAAGCUGAUGAAAGAGAUAAUAUUGAUGCUCAAUCGAAAUAUGACCAAAUAGAAGCAUCAUUAUCUGGUGCCAAUAGUCAUCGUGUUAGUAUAGAUGAGUCCAUGAAUCAUCAACAACAGCAGGAGCAACUGCAUCCACAUUACCAGCAGAAGCUGCAACAAAAUCAUCAUCAUCAUAAACCACCACAACAAGAACUCCAUCAUCUGCAACCUUUGAAUAUCCCUAAUAAUGCACCUGAAGGUUUCACUAAUAAUCAUCGAAUUCAAACUGAACAAUCAAAUAUCCCACCAUACAUCAAACCUACAACUUCGCGAAGAAUGUUUGUGCCACCAGCAGAAAGUGGGAAUGCUGUUAGACCAAAAGGUUCGAAUAAAUUGUCUAGUAUAGAUUACAUUGGUCCUGCACCGAGAGGAAUAUUGACUGAAGACGAAGCUAAGCGAUUGAUCAAUUUGUUUUUUGCCACUAUGCAUCCAUAUUUUCCACAUAUUCCAAAAUUCCUUCAUUCACCUAAGGUUUUAUCAAAUUAUCCUAUUUUACUAUGUGCCAUAUUGACGAUUUCAUCUAGGUAUCACCCAUUUGAAACAGAUAUGGCCAAUCAAACUAACGGUAAUGGGGCGGUUCCCAGACAUAUAGAAGUUCAUGAUCGUUUAUGGUUAUACGUUCAAAGAUUAAUUUCUCAAACAGUUUGGGCAGAGGCAAGUACAAGAUCCAUUGGGACUGUUUUUGCAUUUUUGUUAUUUACAGAAUGGAACCCCCGAGCCAUUCAUUGGCGGUGGUCAGAUUAUGCAAAUAAGGCUGAAGAGAUCAAUGACACUGAUCAACAACAACAACAGCCACAACCACAUCAACAACAAACACAAACAAACUCCAAUACCAAUAGUUCAACGGCAUUGUCGUCUGCUGCGGCUGCUGCUGCCACAGCGUCUACGGCAGCAACUACUGCCAGUGUCUUUGGUCAACCGAAUGAUGAAAAUAAUAGUGGUCUUGCUGGACUAGGUGCAAUGCGAAGAAGUCAUAGAAUGGCAUGGAUGUUGAUUGGAUCUGCAGUUAGAUUGGCUCAAGAUAUGGGGUUUAUGGAAAUUAGCUCCAAGGCGUUUCUAGCCACGCAUAUAGCAGAAAUUAAUGCUGUGAUGAAUAUGUCGCGUCGAUCAAUGCUUGCCAAUUCUUUGUCAGAAGUUGAUUUGGAUGAAGAUGAAAUUACUGUGGAAGACAUGGAGCAAGCCGAAGAAAAGGACGAUGAUUCUAAAAUCAUGCAAAUGAAUGAAGAAGAAUUGAAAAAAAUAUCGACCCAUCAUGUUUUGAAAUUUACCAAAUCACAGAAAGCCACGAUUGAAUUAUUGCAAAUCAUGUCAUUAGGACAUGAAUCAUUAUAUGGAUAUAAAGCUCAAUUGGGUCAAUUAACACAUCGUCAAACAUUAUCAGUGUUGAAUAUAUUAAGUCCGUUGAUUAAUAACUGGGGUCGUAAAUACAAAGAAUUUUUAGUACCUUCAUCAACAACAACAAAUAACAAGUUGGUUAAAUUGGCACCUAAUUUGCCACAACAUUGGUUGGAUCCUGAAAGUAAGAUAUGUCGUGAAAUUGCCGAUACCAUUGAACGAGAAACAUUUAUAAUUGAGUUUAAUUAUGUUAAAUUAUAUAUUUAUUCCUUAGCAUUAAAUCAAUCCCCCAAGUCUAUGCUUGAAAAAGGUACCAAGAUAAAGCUAGACGAGUUAUCGAAAUCAGCUAAAUAUAUUGAGCAAGCAUUCCAUGCUGCAAAUGAAACAUUGAAUGCUGCUCAUAGGAUUCAUCGAUUUAAAAUGUUACGAUUCAUGCCUGUUAGAUUAUUAACCAGAUUUAUUAGAGCGGCAGCAUUUAUAGUACGAUGUCAUUUGACCAUGACGGCACAAGAGAAUAUUUCUUUGUCUGUUUCAAAAAUCACUAUUGAUGAAAUUAUCAAAUCAACUCAUCGAGCAGCGAUGACAUUAAGAGAAUGCUCACCGGAUGAAUUGCAUUUGCUUUCUCGAUAUUCAACUAUCCUUAUGGUGCUAUAUUCAGAGAUGAAAUCGAAACGGAAUCGAAAGGAAGAAGUUGAUGAUGAAAAUAAUGAGUCUGCUGUAGUUACAGAAACCGUUAUGCAAGAUAAUUCAAGUGGUAAUGCACUGGAACCUAAGCAGGUACCUGGAGGCUCAACAGUGAAUGCAUCAGGAACACAUUUUUUGUCAGCUUCUUCUGGUGCUUCUAAUAAUGGAAUACCUGGCAUGGGACAAUCAACAGCAACGCAACAAUCGCAGCCGUCACAUACCCCAGUUGGUUUGACCCCAGGCACUUACAACAACAGUCAUAAUAAUUCUGGACCCGCAGCAAUUAAUACUGGACAAAUGGAAAUGAAUGAGAACUCAUCGUUUCCUUCAGUGCCACCGCCCGUUGAAGAUUUUGAUUUUGAUUUCAAUAUUGAUGAACUUUUGGGUGACGGGUUUCAAAAUAUUGUUGACUUGUGGAGUUUUUUGAAUUGA
Messenger RNA from Candida albicans SC5314, 3198 nucleotides. RefSeq names its product Aro80p (gene ARO80). The record is from RefSeq and is a predicted model, not a curated record. Gene Ontology annotation, biological process: positive regulation of transcription by RNA polymerase II; DNA-templated transcription; aromatic amino acid catabolic process. The transcript has a single exon. NCBI's taxonomy places the organism in Eukaryota, Fungi, Ascomycota, Pichiomycetes, Serinales, Debaryomycetaceae. Gene Ontology annotation, molecular function: DNA-binding transcription factor activity, RNA polymerase II-specific; zinc ion binding; DNA binding. The coding region runs from base 1 to 3198 and encodes 1065 amino acids. Gene Ontology annotation, cellular component: nucleus.